CUAGUGGAGCAAUCAGUAUUAACCUCACAACUGGUCGCCGGUGUAACAGAAAUUUGAGAAACAGUAGCCUACAGCCCACCAGUAAUACGGGGAACUAAGAAAAUCGCGCGUAGAAGAUGGAUGUUUGAAGGAGGGAAGCUGCCAACUAGGAGUGGACUGGUCGAUAAGAACUGACGUCGGUGGAAUCUUCAUGAUUCAUUCGGAAUACAGAUGCACUCGUCCAUGCGGAAACGUCAGAACUCUGCAAUGCAAGCAUCUUUUUUGUCUAGGCGCGGGUGCAGGGAUCUGGAGAGCUCUCUGCCCAGACACUUCCACCUGGACCUGUGGCUCUGCUUCACACUGCAGAACUGGCUGCUGGACGUAGGGAGGCCUGUGGUCACGCUUCUCCUCCCAGUUGAAUGGUUCCCCCUGAACAGGCCCAGUGCUGGAGAUUAUUUCCACAUGGCUUAUAAUAUCAUCACUCCCUUCCUGCUCCUCAAGCUGAUCGAGCGCAGCCCCAGGACCCUACCCUGCGCAGCUGUCUACCUGUGCAUCAGCACCUUCGUCAUGGGCGCCAGCCUGCACCUGGUGGGGGACUCCGUCCUCCAGCGCCUGCUGCUGGGUGGAUACCAGCUCCACCUGUCCGUCCGGGAGAACCCCAUCAUCAGGAACCUGAAACCGGCCUCUCUGAUAGAGUCAUUUGAACUUCUGUAUUAUUACAAUGAAAAUCUCGGCCAUUCGAUGUGGUUCGUUCCCUUGUUCCUCAUCCUCUUCCUCUACUUCACCGGCUGUUUCACCCUAGCCAGCGAGGAGAGGCUGAUGCCGGCUGCGGCCUGGGUCAUGCUCCCUCCCAGCGCGCUCUACUACUGGUACCUGAUCACCCAGGGCCAGAUCUUCAUCCUCUUCAUCUUCACCUUCUUUGCCAUGACCGCCACGGUGAUGCACCAGAAACAGAAGGGCUUGGUUCCAGACAGCAACGGCCUCUUCCUCCUCUCCAGCUUCUCCGUGGCUCUGGGGCUGGUGGCCGUCUGGGUGGCCUGCCUGUGGAGUGACCAGGCCCUGAGGAAGAAGCACCCUGGAGUGAUCUAUGUCCCUGAGCCCUGGGCCUUCUACAGCCUCCACAUCAGACAGCAGCACUAGUUAUCCCUCCUA
Molecule: messenger RNA, 1131 nt
Organism: Osmerus eperlanus (European smelt)
Lineage: Eukaryota; Metazoa; Chordata; Actinopteri; Osmeriformes; Osmeridae
Gene: cln6b
Product: CLN6 transmembrane ER protein b
Exons: 8
Coding region: 211-1119 (302 amino acids)
Biological process (GO): lysosome organization
Cellular component (GO): membrane; endoplasmic reticulum
Source: RefSeq, a predicted model, not a curated record